ACUCUAACUCUCUCGCUCUCUCUCCCACGCUUCUACAGAGCACAGGCUCCCGGACAGAGGCACCAUGAGGUCAGCCUGUCUCUCCCUGCUCCUGGUCACAGCGUGCUGGUCACUGCCCUUCCGCCAGUCGGGCUUCCUGGACUUCAUGAUGGAGGAUGAGGCGGGCUCUGGGUUGCCUGAGGUGCCCAUCGAGCCCAGCGUGGACAUCCCCACCAUGCCCGAAGGACCCAAGUGCCCCUUCCGCUGCCAGUGCCACCUGCGCGUGGUGCAGUGCUCCGACUUAGGGCUGAAGAGUGUUCCAGAUGAGAUCCCUGCAGACAGCACCCUGCUGGACCUGCAGAACAACAAGAUCACUGAGAUCAAGGAGAAUGACUUCAAGACUCUGAAGGGGCUCCAAACCCUGAUCCUGGUGAACAACCAGAUCACCAUAAUCCACCCCAAGGCCUUCAUUCCCCUGGGCAAGCUGCAGCGCCUCUACCUCUCCAAGAACCACCUCAAGGAAAUGCCUGCCAACAUGCCCAAGAGCCUGCAGGAGCUUCGCAUCCACGAGAACAAGAUCACUAAGAUCAAGAAGGCCUCCUUCGAGGGCAUGGCCCAGGUCAUCGUCAUGGAGCUCGGCUCCAACCCCCUGAAGAGUGCAGGGGUUGAGGCUGGGGCGUUCGGGGCCCUGAAGAAGGUCUCGUACAUCCGCAUUGCAGACACCAACCUGACAGAGAUCCCCAAAGGUCUGCCCUCCUCCCUCUCCGAGCUCCACCUGGACAGCAACAAGAUCACCAAGGUGCAGGCAGACAGCCUGAAGGGCCUCAAGAACCUGGCUAAGCUGGGUCUAAGCUACAAUGAGAUCAGCCAGGUGGAGAACGGUUCUCUGGCCAUGGUUCCUCACCUCAGAGAGCUUCACCUGGACAACAAUGCCCUGACCACCGUGCCUGCAGGCCUGCCUGACCACAAGUACAUCCAGGUGAUCUACCUCCACAGCAACAAGAUAGGGGUGGUGGGCACCCAGGACUUCUGCCCACCAGGCUACAAUACCAAGAAGGCCAUGUACUCUGGCAUCAGCCUGUUCUCCAACCCCGUCCCUUACUGGGAGGUGCAGCCCAUCACCUUCCGCUGUGUGUUCGACCGCUCCGCCAUCCAGCUGGGCAACUACAGGAAGAAGUAGAGAAAAAGUAGUCCACCCCCAGAGAGAGAGAGAGAGA
This is a messenger RNA of Salmo salar (Atlantic salmon), 1196 nucleotides long. Its product is annotated as decorin. The record is from RefSeq and is marked provisional. Lineage: Eukaryota; Metazoa; Chordata; Actinopteri; Salmoniformes; Salmonidae. Gene Ontology annotation, molecular function: protein binding.